AUGGAGAGUGUCGUGUUUAAAAGAGCUAUCUAUCACUGCCGGCUCAUAUCUAUCUUUUUAUCUAUCUAUCUUUAUCUAUUGCAUCUGUUAACACCUAUCUAUUUCUGUCUUUUCAUCUAUCUAUCUAUCUAUCUAUCUAUCUUUAUCUAUCUAUACAUCUAUCAACCUCAGUUUUUUUUCAUUAAAUAUUUCCAUCUGUUAACAUCUAUUGCCGUCUUUUCAUCAUCCAUCUAUCUAUCUAUCUAUCUAUCUAUCUAUCUAUCUAUCUAUCUAUCUAUCAGCCUCAGUUUUUUCAUUAAAUAUUUCCAUCUGUUAACAUCUAUUCCCAUCUUUUCAUCUAUCUAUCUAUCUAUCUAUCUAUCUAUCUAUCUAUCUAUCUAUCUCAGUCUGUUCAUAUCUAUCUAUCUAUCUAUCUAUCUAUCUAUCUAUCUAUCUAUCUAUCUCAGUUUGUUCAUAUCUAUCUAUCUAUCUAUCUAUCUAUCUAUCUAUUUCAUUGUCUCCUUUUCGGCUUUAUUUAGCUUUUCUCUGUCAGUACUACUACUACUACUACUACUACUACUACUACUACUUCUUCUUUUUCUUCCUCUUCUUCUUCUUCUUCUUCUUCUUGAUCUUCCUCUUCUUCCUUUUUUCUUCCUCUUCUUCCUCCACUUCCUCUUCUUCUUCUUUUUCCUCCUCAUCUUCCUCUUCUUCCUUUUUUUCUUCCUCUUCCUCUUCCUCCUCUUCUUCUACAUCUUCUUCUUCUUCCUUUUCUUCUUCCUCUUCUUUUUGCACUUCCUCCUCUUCUUCCUCUUCCUCUUCUUUAUCCACUUCUCUUUCCACUUCUUCUUCUUGAUCUUCCUCUUCUUCCUUUUCUUCUUCCUAUUCCUCUUCUUUCUCCACUUCUUCUUCUUCCUAUUCUUCUUCUUUCUCCUCUUUUUGAUCUUCUUCAUCUUCCUUUUCUACUUCCUCUUCUUUUUCCUCUUCUCCUUCUUGAUUUUCCUCUUCUUCAUUUUCAUCUCCUUCCUUUUCAUCUUCUUCCUCUUUUUUCACACCCUCUUCUUCUUCCUCUUCUUCUUCCUUUUCUUCUUCUUCUUCUUCUUUUUCUUCUUCUUCCUCUUCUUGUUAUUCUUUUUCUGCUUCUUCUUCUUCUCCCUAUUCUUCCUCUUCUUCUAA
Acanthosepion pharaonis is the source of this 1155-nucleotide messenger RNA. The record is from the annotation of a GenBank genome assembly. NCBI's taxonomy places the organism in Eukaryota, Metazoa, Mollusca, Cephalopoda, Sepiida, Sepiidae.